Molecule: messenger RNA, 1226 nt
Organism: Micromonas commoda
Lineage: Eukaryota; Viridiplantae; Chlorophyta; Mamiellophyceae; Mamiellales; Mamiellaceae
Exons: 2
Coding region: 57-1226 (389 amino acids)
Biological process (GO): glutathione metabolic process; hydrogen sulfide metabolic process
Molecular function (GO): sulfur dioxygenase activity
Source: RefSeq, a predicted model, not a curated record
CGCACCACCGCCGCCCGACCUUUCGAACCUUUCGAAACCCGAUUCAGUUUACCAAGAUGACCUUCCCCGACGGAACCAUCGCGUACGACGCCGACGGCGUCGUUUUGGCCGGCGACAUGACCGAGGACCAGGUCAAGGCUUGCCUCGCCGCGGGCGCCAAAUCCUGGCUCUACCUCAACGAGGAGUGCAACAAGGCGUGCCCCAAGGCCGCCGUCGAGGCCGCGUCCGUGCCCUUCGAGAUGGUCCCCCUCAUGACUCCCGCGAGCCUCACCAACGAGUGUGUCGAUAAGCUCGUCGCCUACGUCGACUCCGCCCCGAAACCCGCCGUGAUCCAGUGCAGCACCGCCACCCGAGCGAGCAUCCCGUACAUCCUCCACAAGGCCAAGACGGACAAGCUCCCGGCGGCUUCCGCCAUGGCCCUCGCGGCUUCGAUGACCCCGCCUCUCAAGUUCCUCGAGAAGCCCCCGCUCGCCUCCGCGGUCAAGCGCGCGCUCACCCACGCCAACAGGAAGCCCGUCAUCUUCCGCCAGCUCUUCGACACCUCUGGCUCCUCCACCUACACCUACCUCAUCGCCGACGGCCCCGGCGGCGAGGCCGUGCUCAUCGACCCGGUGCUCGAGAUGGUCGACCGCGACCUCAAGCUCAUCGACGAGCUCGGCGUCAAGCUCAAGUACGCCGUCAACACCCACUGCCACGCCGAUCACGUCACCGGCUCCGGCGCCAUCAAGGCUGCUCGACCCGAGGUCAGGUCGAUCAUAGCCGCCGCGUCGGGCGCGCAGGCGGACAUCAAGAUCGGGCACGGCGACAGGAUCGAGUUCGGAUCCAUGUUCCUGGAGGUGAGGGCCACCCCAGGCCACACCGACGGGUGCCUCUCGUACGUGUGCGACGACAUGGUGUUCACCGGCGACGCCGUUCUCAUCAGGGGUUGCGGCCGCACGGACUUCCAGCAGGGCAGCGCGGACAGGCUCUACGAGAGCGUUCACACGCAGAUCUUCUCCCUCCCGAACGACACCAUCAUCUACCCGGCGCACGACUACAAGGGCCACAGGUGCAGCACCGUCGGUGAGGAGAAGGCGCUCAACCCCAGGCUCGGCUCUGGGAAAACCAAGGAUGAGUUUGUCGAGAUCAUGGCCAACCUCAACCUGCCGUACCCCAAGAAGAUCGACGAGGCGCUCCCGAAGAACAUGGUGUGCGGAAUCCAGGAGGGCAUGCCCACCCCGGCGUGA